AUUAUAUAAUUACUCCCAUUCUAAAUCCCUUCUACUUCACACCAACUUGAGAAAUAAUGGAGAAGCUAUUUCUAACACUUGUCCUCUUAUCAUCUUGGUCUCUAUUAGUCUCCUCGUAUAAAUAUAAGGUGCCUGCAAUUUUCACAUUUGGAGACUCCAUUGUUGAUGCUGGAAACAAUCACUUCAACAAGAAUUGCAGUGCUCAGGCAGAUUUCCCACCUUAUGGAUCAACUUUUUUCCACCAUCCCACUGGAAGAUUCACUAAUGGCAGAACUGUGGUUGACUUCAUAUCACAAUUUCUUGGAAUUGAGUUCCAGAAACCAUACUUAGAGGCAAAGCAGGCAGUAGUGAAUGGAAGUAGGAAGGAUUAUCCAUCCAAUGGCAUCAACUUUGCUAGUGCUGGCAGUGGUGUUUUGAGGCAAACAAAUCAGGAUUUGGGAGUCAUACCGAUUCAGGAGCAGCUACAACAAUUUCAAACACUAGUAAAUCAAAAUCAGAUUGACAAAAAUUUAAUAGAAAAAUCAAUUUUCUUCUUAGAAUCUGGUUCUAAUGACAUAUUCAACUACUUUAUCCCCUUUGGCUCCCCUAAACUUGAUCCUGAGACAUAUGUACAAGCUAUGUUAAUUGAGGCAGCAAAUUUCAUAGACAAAAUCUACAAGUUCGGAGCUCGCCGGAUCGCUGUUUUUUCGCUAGGCCCUGUCGGUUGCAUUCCGGCGAGAGCCCUACUGCCAGGUUCACCCAUUAAUAAAUGUUAUGGAAAAAUGAAUGUGAUGGUUAAGAAAUAUAACAAAGGAUUGGAAAUGUUAGUGAAGGAGAUGGCAAGUAAGUACCCUGGUGCAAUUGGUGUUUAUGGUGCAGUGUAUGAUGUUGUUCAACGAUUUCGAGCCAUUCCAACUCGCUAUGGUUUUACAGAUGUUAGUAAUGGGUGCUGUGGAGAUGGGCCUCUAGGAGGAUUGGUGCAAUGUGGGAAGGAAGGUUACAAGAUUUGUUCAAACCCUAACACUUACUUGUUUUGGGAUUAUUUCCAUCCAUCUGAGCAUACUUACAACCUUAUCUCCAAGGCUUUAUAUGGAGGAAAGCACUCAGCAAUUAGGCCUUUCAAUUUGAAGACUUUAGCCACUAUAUCUUAAGAGACUGGAUAUUUCCCAUUUUGUUAGCUUAUGCAAUCAUCAAACAAUUCUAUUUUUUUCCUUUUGAGAUUAGAGGUUCCCAGGUAUUGGGUAUCAGUAAUAAAAUGUUAAUUUGGAAUUCUUUAAAUUAUUCUUACUAUAAUCUGAAAGGCCACCAUGCAUUUAGAA
This is a messenger RNA of Jatropha curcas, 1298 nucleotides long. It is a transcript of the gene GLIP6, whose product is annotated as GDSL-motif lipase/hydrolase 6. Gene Ontology annotation, molecular function: hydrolase activity, acting on ester bonds. The record is from RefSeq and is a predicted model, not a curated record. Lineage: Eukaryota; Viridiplantae; Streptophyta; Magnoliopsida; Malpighiales; Euphorbiaceae.